AUCUCCAGUGGUCGCGGCCCUGUCUCCAGACUCCAGUGCUCGCAAGUCGCAAGUCGCAACAUCGAGUCCUCCUUCUGUUAAUGUCAUCUCCGUUUGAGAGUGAAACAAUGUCAUCUAAUUCAGUUCCUUCUAACGCUAUUGUGGCUAGUCAACAAACACCAACAGAUUCUAGUCAACAAACUAACGAAGGAAAUGAUGUUAAUGAUAGUAUUAUUCAAAAGAAGAGGCGAAAAACCUCAACCAUUUGGGAGGAGUUUGAUCAAGUUGAAACUGAUAAUGGGAUCAAAGGGAAAUGCAAGUAUUGUAAACAACUAUUCUCGUACUCAGGGAAGGGAGCUAGUACUAGCCAUCUUCGAAGACAUGUCACUGUCUGUUUGCAAAGAAAGUUGCUUGUUUCUUCACAAAGCAAGCAACCCACAAUUCCAUUUCAAUCUUCCAAUCUGAGCAUUAAUCCAUUUUUGACACCGGGUGCUAGAUAUUCUAAUGAAAAGAUGAGGGAAAUAAUAGCUACUGCAAUCAUGGUGCAUGAACAUCCUUUUAAUAUUGUUGAGGAUGAAGUUUGGAUGUAGGGCUUUCAAUAUGCAAAUUCUGAAUUUCAAAAAGUAUCUCGAAAGACAGCAAGAAAUGAUUGUUUAGCGAUAUAUGAGGCAGAGAAGAAACAAUUGAAGGCCUUAUUAGAAGGUGUGA
Neltuma alba is the source of this 687-nucleotide messenger RNA. RefSeq names its product zinc finger BED domain-containing protein RICESLEEPER 1-like. The coding region runs from base 81 to 569 and encodes 162 amino acids. Gene Ontology annotation, molecular function: sequence-specific double-stranded DNA binding. Gene Ontology annotation, biological process: regulation of transcription by RNA polymerase II. Lineage: Eukaryota; Viridiplantae; Streptophyta; Magnoliopsida; Fabales; Fabaceae. The record is from RefSeq and is a predicted model, not a curated record. Gene Ontology annotation, cellular component: nucleus. The transcript is spliced from 2 exons.